Molecule: messenger RNA, 682 nt
Organism: Acanthisitta chloris (rifleman)
Lineage: Eukaryota; Metazoa; Chordata; Aves; Passeriformes; Acanthisittidae
Product: tropomyosin alpha-3 chain-like
Exons: 7
Biological process (GO): muscle contraction; actin filament organization
Cellular component (GO): actin filament
Molecular function (GO): actin filament binding
Source: RefSeq, a predicted model, not a curated record
AUGGCAAAAACGCAGAAGGUUGUUUGUCUGGUGGCUGUGGGAGUGCCCCGGAAUGUCACCGGGGUUUUUCCUGCCUUACCAAAUAAGGAGAGAAGUCCUGCUCUGCAGAAGAAUCACUUGGGCCAUAUAAGGCUGGUUGGUAAAUCCUCAGCUGAGAGCGAUGUGGCCUCCCUGAACAGACGCAUCCAGCUGGUGGAGGAGGAGCUGGAUCGGGCUCAGGAGCGCUUGGCCACCGCCCUGCAGAAGCUGGAGGAGGCAGAGAAGGCUGCAGAUGAGAGUGAAAGAGGAAUGAAGGUCAUUGAAAACAGAGCCCAGAAGGAUGAAGAGAAGAUGGAAAUCCAAGAGAUCCAGCUUAAAGAAGCGAAGCACAUUGCUGAAGAGGCUGACCGCAAGUAUGAAGAGGUGGCUCGUAAGCUGGUGAUCAUCGAGAGCGACCUGGAGCGAGCCGAGGAGCGCGCGGAGCUGUCAGAAAGCCAAGUCCGACAGCUGGAAGAACAGUUAAGAAUAAUGGAUCAGACCUUGAAAGCAUUAAUGGCUGCAGAGGAUAAGUACUCACAGAAAGAAGACAAAUAUGAAGAGGAGAUUAAAGUUCUGACUGACAAACUGAAGGAGGCUGAGACCCGUGCUGAAUUUGCUGAGAGGUCAGUAACCAAGCUGGAGAAGAGCAUUGAUGACCUAGAAG